AUGAUGAGUCGUGGUUGUGACACCCCCAAUGCUACAGUCUACAAUCGAAUGGCGGCAAAGACACCAAGCCCGCUUGAGAAUUACCAGGUAUCUGUGAUGUCGACGCCAAGCAACUUCAAAACUCCUGGCAAAUAUACCAACAGUCCCGGACCAAAGUAUAAGAAGAAUGGUCUGACUCCAAAGAACUUGAUGGCAACUCCACAUCGUCAUCGGACUCCCUCCGGCCCUCUCUAUAAUCCGUUUGAUGAUGGGAAUCUUGAGACCAUGCACUUGCCAACAUUUAGCCCGAAUGUCUUCAAAGUGACGUCAACUCCAAGCAGUUCUCAAAAGACGCCUGCCAAGUCUGCGUUUCGGUGGUCGAUUGAUCAACAAGCCAUACUAUACCCAGCUGAUAUUGAUGAGAUGCCCCACCACCAGGAUGCGCUAGUCUCACAAUUGCAUGAUGACAGGAAAGAGGAAGAGGUUCAGAAUGCAAUCGACACAUUCUUCUCAAGCAAUCUCAUUGUGCCAUCGCCGUGGACAGAAACACCAACCAACAGAUCAAGAAUUCCACGAGAACUAGAAAAAGACAAAAGUAGCAGUCAGAGUUCAAAAGACAGUUCCCUGGGAAGUUCACAGGAUAAUUCACAAGUUGGUGCAAAGAAAGAUAUGGCUUGUCAGACAACGUUGACGUUACCAGUAGGAUUCAACCUCCAGGCUUUACUAGCUGAACACUUUACUUACACUCAGCAAAAUGAAUCGACAGAAAUGCUCAGCACGUCCACACUCAGGAGGAAGUUGUUCUGCCAGGGCGACCAGCCAGCGAGUCUGCGACCAGGGAAAACAGACUGCAGGAUGCCUGAGUGCGAGGAUAGGAACAUGACAGUCGAUUCCCCUUCAACAUCACCCCUGAAAUACACAACACCUUGUCGACGAAGAAGUCCAGUUGCGACACCAGCAUCGGCCCAGUUUUCGUCGAGUCCUAUCAGGAAAGCCGGUGCAAGAAGUUCAACUUGUGCACUAAUGGAACGCCUUUCGUCACCAGAGCUGUCCCCAAUCAGUACCCCGCUAUCAAAACGCUCAAGUCCUGGCAGAUGUGGUGUCCAGCUACAAUUUACUCCAUCCUCCGAUCAUCAUCAGAGUAUAGUUCUUGCCAGUCCAGAUAUAUCUCCAAUCAAAUUUGACGAUAGCUUUGGUGACACAGAAGCUUCCUCCCCAGAUUUUGUAAACCAUGAAGAUAAAGCCACGGUGGGGUCGUUAUCAGAAGAUCAUGCUGAAGCAGAUGUGUAUCGAUGCAGAGACACGAUCGAGAUGUGUUUUGAAGCCCCAGAAAUCUUAGGCUGCACUCAAAAUAUGGACAUUGACCUUUCAACGUGCGAUAACGCUGUUUUGGAACAGGAGCCACGUCUCGGGAACUGGGGAUUAUCGAUCAUACGAGAAUGCUCCGAUUCUGCUGAACGGACUAAUCUAGACAUGGGGUCUAGCGUGACGUUUACAACACUGAGUCACGACACUGGUUAUCAGACGGCAAGCUUGCAAUCGACCAAUCAGGAGACUGGAAUGCUUCACACUGAUCUCACACAGCAGAUGGGUAGUUUGCCUCUGUGUUCGGUCAGCGAUAUCAACAACGACACUGAAUCUCUAUUGAAAUUAGUGGACGACUCCGGACUCAGUUCAUCCAGUUCCUCGAGAGGAUUAGAAAGCUAUAAAGAGAAUAUGUAUAUUGAAUCUAAUUUCCCAUUCGGAAACUUUCAUGGGAAGAUGAAAUCAAGCGUUUUGUCCGAGAACUCCAGCGGUGUUUUUCCGUGUUCGAAGGAACAUAAACCCCUCCUGCAAGUCUUCCCUUAUAAUCAUGAUUCAAAGUCAGCAACCGGUUCAUUUGAAAUGUGCCAUUCUGGCAGUUUGCCCAAAAUGAUUCAGUCCGAGUCUGGCAUGCCACUUUUUUCAUGGGAUCCAGCUACCCUGUAG
This is a messenger RNA of Lineus longissimus, 1947 nucleotides long. RefSeq lists its product as uncharacterized. The record is from RefSeq and is a predicted model, not a curated record. Gene Ontology annotation, cellular component: nucleus; cytoplasm. The transcript is spliced from 10 exons. The coding region runs from base 1 to 1947 and encodes 648 amino acids. Lineage: Eukaryota; Metazoa; Nemertea; Pilidiophora; Heteronemertea; Lineidae. Gene Ontology annotation, molecular function: protein kinase binding. Gene Ontology annotation, biological process: regulation of mitotic nuclear division; regulation of mitotic spindle organization; activation of protein kinase activity.